Messenger RNA from Triplophysa dalaica, 3251 nucleotides. Its product is annotated as sodium/hydrogen exchanger 9B2. NCBI's taxonomy places the organism in Eukaryota, Metazoa, Chordata, Actinopteri, Cypriniformes, Nemacheilidae. Gene Ontology annotation, biological process: proton transmembrane transport. Gene Ontology annotation, cellular component: membrane. Gene Ontology annotation, molecular function: protein binding; antiporter activity. The record is from RefSeq and is a predicted model, not a curated record.
AUGGCCAGACAAGCCAUGGAAGUGCAAGAGGAAGUGGCUGAGAAGAAAAUGGUGAUAGAGAUUAAAAAGCUGGACUUGGCACCUGCCCACACUGCCAAAGAUACCAAAAUCUGGUUCAAUGAACAUGGUGGUGUUUCUGUCCUUGAUAGGCCAGGAAACCAGAGAAUCUAUGGGAGGAGUCCAGAGAGGAUAGAUCAGAACCGCAGAGCCAUGGAAGAUGAUGACACAUCCAGACCCCAUUCAACAUACUCCACAAACUCACACAGGACUGAAGAUGGAGCAUUCAUCCUGGGAAACCAUACUGACGAUCACCUUACAAUCAGUCAGACAGUCUUGGUGGUAGGUAAGUGUUCAGAAAGCCCCAACACUAGCUUGACCGAAGAGACGACGUAUGCCCCCCGACGAGUGUCUGCAGUAGAUGCAUGCACCAAUACAGACCCUCCAUAUAAAUGGUGCCCUUGGCUGCGCAGAUUAUGUCCCUGUCCACCCGGAGGCCCUGCCAGCAUAAUCACCAAAGUCAUCAUGGCUGCAGUACUCUUUGGGGUGGUGUGGUCCAUCACGGAGAAAGAAUGCCUCCCCGGAGGAAAUCUCUUCGGCAUCGUAACGUUGUUCAUCUGUUCAGUGGCCGGAGGAAAGCUUUUCGGACGCAUUAAUUUGCCAAAGCUUCCACCAUUACCUCCUCUGCUUGGCAUGCUGCUGGCUGGAUUUGUCCUCAGAAACAUCCCUGUGGUGACAGAUGCAGUUUACAUUGAUGUUAGAUGGUCGUCUUCUCUGAGGAACAUCGCUCUGGCUGUCAUUUUGGUCAAAGCUGGCCUGGAAUUAGAUGGCAAGGCCUUGAGGAAGCUAAAAGCAGUGUGCUUACGUCUGUCCAUCCUUCCUCUCACCUGCGAGGCUACCACUAUGGCCGUGGUCUCUCAUUUUUUAUUGGGUCUGCCAUGGGUCUGGGGGUUUAUUUUAGGAUUUGUUCUUGGGGCUGUUUCUCCUGCGGUUGUGGUUCCAUCCAUGCUGCUUCUGCAAAAAGAGGGUUAUGGAGUAGAGCAGGGUAUUCCUACGCUUCUCAUAGCGGCCUGCAGCUGUGAUGACAUCAUUGCCAUUACCUUCUUUACCACCUGCUUGGGAGUAGCUUUUGCCACAGGCAAUGUGUGGAUAAAUGUACUGAGGGGACCAUUGGAAGUAUUAGGUGGUGCGGUCACUGGUGUGGCCCUAGGGUACUUUCUGCAUUAUUUCCCCAGUAGAGACCAGAAUAACCUGGUGCUGAAGCGUUCCUUUCUGGUGCUGGGGCUGUCUGUAUUUGCUUUGUUUGGCAGUAACGUGGCAGGGAUUCCCGGCGCAGGGGGUCUCUGUACGCUGAUCCUAGCGUUUGUGGCAGGAAUAGGCUGGGGAAAAGAUAAGGCUCCUGUGGUGGAGGUGGUCGAAAGGUUUUGGUGUGUGUCUCAGCCUCUUCUCUUUGGUCUCAUCGGUGCUGAGAUUGUCAUCAGUGCUUUGGAGAUCAGCACUGUGUCUCUGGGUCUGGCAGCCCUGCUCAUCUGUCUCACUGUACGCCUGCUCUUCACUUUUGUUGUGGUUCUGCGUGCCGGCUUCAACUUAAAAGAGAAAGUCUUCAUCGCAUUAGCCUGGAUGCCUAAAGCCACUGUACAGGCUGCGAUAGGCUCUACUGCUCUAGACAUGGCCCGCUCUAAGAAUGAUCUGGAAUUACAGAAGUAUGGUAUGGAUGUACUUACUGUGGCUGUGCUGUCUAUUCUCAUCACUGCUCCUAUCGGAUCGAUACUCAUUGGUCUGCUUGGCCCUAGAGUUUUGCAGAAACCAAAGAACCCUGAAUGGGAUGUCAGUCAAGGUGCUUUAUCGGCAUCAGGGACCCCAGUCACAUAUGAAAGUGCCCUAUGAUGACUUUCGGGCUUAUCUGGAAUGGAAUUUCCAGGACUUUUCCAUAAUAUGAACUGCUAAUAAUAGUUCAAUCCUUUCAUUGGAUUCUCAAUCUCAUAUUUAUAACCUGCUGAGGAGACAGAUCAGAUGACUUUUGAAUUCUACUUUUCUUAAUGGAAACACACAUGGUAACCAGCAAGAUUACAGGUUUAAUCUUAAAAACAUGCAAUUUGGAAGAGGGUGAAACAUUCACAUUUACGUUUAUUGAUUUGGCAUACGCUUUUAUCCAAAGCGACUUACAUUGCAUUGUAUUAUACAUUUUUUUUUGUUUCUGACUGUAUGCAAUCCCUGAAACACAUGCCAUUUUGACAAUAUCAAUGUUUACUUGUUGAUGUGAUAAUAGAAGUAGUUAAAUUAAAUCUGCCUAGGCUGUAUUGAAAUGUCUGGUAGCGUUUAGUGUUGUUUUAAACCCCCAAAAAUUUUAGAUGUUGAACUAGAAUUUGUGCAAAGCCCUGUUACAUAUACAGUGUUUUGUGGCUUUGACUACAGAGGGACUUUUGUCAAAUUUGUUUACAGUGGAAGUAUAUAUCUUCGUUGUCCUUCUGAAACCUCAUCAGUCCAAAUUUGCAUGAAAUUGGAAAAACACUGUACUUUUGAAAUGAUUACAACUGUGUUGUCAAAGGUGACAAGGACUUUUUAAUACAAGGUUUCGAAAGGACAGCAGCGAUGAAGAACAUAAUGAAAUAGAGAAAGUUAAUUAUUAAUAAAAUUAUAUGUUGAUUUUUCUGAUUUUGGGCAUCUUAAGUAAAACAUCUCAAGACUGUCUCAAAACAUUUUUUAAGUGCACACGCGAUACAUUUUCCUCAUAAUUAUUGUUUUCAUAAACUGUGUAUUUAUAUGUGUUAUCAUCAGGGUCAUUUGAAUGUCUGUGUAAAUUGAUCUAUUUUUAUUAUCAUCAUUUAGUGAUAUAAUAAGUACUGUUUGUGUUGUUUUGAAUUUAAAGAAUAUGCUCAUAUAGCACCUUAUGGUUCUUCAGCGGUUCUAUAUAGCACCUCAGUCUUCCCAAAAUCAACUGACUCACUGAAGCACCAAAAUAUGGUUCUAUAUAGCAAUAAAUAGAACCAUAUUUUUAGUGCUUCAGAGAUUCAGGUGAUUUUGGGAUAACUGAGGUGCUAUAUAUAUCCGCUGGAGAACCGCAUUGCGCUAUAUAGCAUCUCGGUCACCCAUAAGAACCUCUGAAGCGCCAAGCACCAAAUAUAUAGCACUAAAUAUAAAGUGGUUUCCCAAUGAUUACGUGCAAAGAAUCACUUUUAGUGCUAUAUAGCACCAUUUUUUCUAAGAGUGUACACACUGUUCUUUUAAAGUAAUUAAAUGACUACUGUAACUCA